Enhydra lutris kenyoni (northern sea otter) is the source of this 5210-nucleotide messenger RNA. RefSeq names its product nestin. Gene Ontology annotation, biological process: positive regulation of intermediate filament depolymerization. Gene Ontology annotation, molecular function: intermediate filament binding; CCR5 chemokine receptor binding. The record is from RefSeq and is a predicted model, not a curated record. NCBI's taxonomy places the organism in Eukaryota, Metazoa, Chordata, Mammalia, Carnivora, Mustelidae. Gene Ontology annotation, cellular component: intermediate filament.
AUGGAGGGCUGCCUGGGGGAGGAAUCUUUUCAGAUGUGGGAGCUCAACCGGCGCCUGGAGGCCUACCUGGCGCGGGUGAAGGCCCUAGAGGAGCAGAAUGAGCUGCUCGGCGCGGAGCUCGGAGGCCUCCGGGCACAGACCGGGGACGCCUCCUGGCGCGCCCGUGCCGACGACGAGCUGGCGGCCCUGCGGGCCCUCGUCGACCAGCGCUGGCGGGAGAAGCACGCGGCCGAGGUGGCGCGCGACAACCUGGCGGAAGAGGUGGCGGGCGUGGCAGGCCAGUGCCAGCAGCAGAGGCUGGCGCGGGAGCGGGCGGCGGCCGAGGCGGCCCGCAUCCGGCGUGCGGCCGAGGCCGAGAAGUGCGCCCAGACCCGGCUGAGCGCCCGGGCGGCGGAGCUGGAGCGCGAGCUGGAGGUGGCGUGCGCGGCGCACGAGGAGGAGCGCGCGGUCCUGAGCGCCCGGCCCCGCGCCCCCAGCCGCCCCGCCGCGCCCCGCGGGCCCCCCGUGCCCGCCCCGGAGCUGGAGGAGCUGGCGCGGCAGCUGGGCGACGCGUGGCGCGGGGCGGUGCGCGGCUACCAGGAGCGCGUGGCGCGCAUGGAGACGUCGCUGGGCCAGGCCCGCGAGCGCUUGGGCCGCGCGGUGCAGGGCGCCCGCGAGGGUCGCCUGGAGCUGCAGCAGCUGCAGGCGGAACGUGACAGCCUCCGGGAGCGCAGGGCCGCGCUGGAGCAGAGGCUGGAGGGCUGCUGGCAGGAGCGGCUGCGUGCCACCGAGAAGUUCCAGUCCACUGUGGAGGCUCUGGAGCAGGAGAAGCUCGGCCUGCAGGGCCAGACCGCCCAGGUGCUGGCAGGUCGGCGGCAGCUGGCAGAGCUCCAGAUGUCCCUCAGCCUGGAGGUGGCUACCUACAGGACCCUCCUAGAGGCUGAGAAUUCCAGGCUGCAGACCGCUGGUGGUGUUUCCAAGGCUUCUCUCUGCUUCCAGGACCCUAAGCUGGAGCUGCAUUUCCCUGGGACCCCAGAGGGCCGGCAUCUGGGACCUUUGCUCUCUGCCCUGAGCCCUACUUCCCUCUCCUUGCCCUUGCCUGAUACCCUUGAGACACCUGUGCCAGGCUUUCUGAAGAGCCGAGAAUUCCUCCAGGCCCGUACCCCAACCCUGGCCAGCACCCCCAUCCCCCCCACACUUCCGGCUCCCUGCACUGCUACAGAUGCAGAGAUCAGAACCCAGGAUGCCCCCCUCUCCCUGCUCCAGCCACAGAUUGGGAGGGAGCAGGCCCCAGAAGCUAUGCGGGCCCUGGCCAUCCCUUCCAGCAUUCUGCCAGGACCAGAGGAGCCUGGGGGCGAGCAACAAGAGGUCUGUACUGGCCAGUCUUCUGAGGAUCACACCUCCUUGGCCCCGCCCCUCAGCCCAGACCCCUGUAGCUUAGAGGCCAAAGGGAGAGAACCCAGUGAGUCUAGAAUGGCUAGCAGAUUCCAGGACGAAGGUGAAGGGCAAAUCUGGGGGCUGGCAGAGAAAGAAACCGCCACAGAGGUCAAAAUGGUGAACAGUUUGCAGCAGGAAACACAGCAAGAAGAUGGGGGACUGAACAUGAAGGAGAUCCAGGACUCCCAGGGUCCUUUGGAAGAAGAAACUCUGAAGUCUGUGGAAGAGGAAAUUCAAGAGCCACUGAUGUCUCUGGAAAAACAGAGCCACGAGACACUGAGAUCUCUAGAGGAGAAUCCAGAAUCUCUGAGGUCUUUAGAAGAAGAGAGGUUAGACACAUCAAAGGGUCUAGAAAAGGAGAAUCAAGAGCUAUUGACAUCUUUAGAAGAGAAGGAUGCAGAAGUAGUGAGACCUCUAGAAAAAGAGACUCAAGGGCUACUUAAACCUGUAGGAAAAGAGGACCCACAGACAUUGCAAUCUCUAGAAAAGGAGAAUCGAGAACUAAUGGGGUCUCUUGAAGGUAAUGUAGAGACAUUUUUAUAUCCAGAAAAGGAAAAUCAUGUGUUAGUAAGGUCUCUAGAAGAGAACUUUGAGUCGAUGAGAGAUUCAGAAAAGGAGAAUCAAGAGCCAUUGAGAUCUCUAGAAGAUGAGAAUCUAGAGAACUUGAGACUACUAGAAAAAGAAAACCAAGAGUCUCUCAACUCUCCAGAAGGUGAGAAGCAUAAGACCUUGAGACCUCCAGAAAAAGAGAACCAAGAACCAGUGAGGUGUCUAGAAAAGGACGACCAAGGGACAUUGAGGCCUCUAGAAAAAGAGAACCAGGAUUCCUUGAGGUCUCUAGAAGAAGAGGACCAGGAAUCAGUGAGACCUCUAGAAGAAGAAUACCAGGAGCCAGUGAGGUCUGUAGGAGAAGAAGACCAGGCAACAUUAAGACCUCUAGAAAAGGUGAAACCAGAGCCACAAAUGUCUCUCGGAAAAGACCAGGAGAUAUUUAGAUCUCUUGAAAAUGAGAAUCAACAGUUAUUAUGGUUCCUAAAAGAAGAGAGCAGCAAGACAAUGAGAUCUUCAGAGUCAGAGAAUCUAGAACCACCAAAGUCUGCAGGAGACGAUUUGGGAAUAUUGAAAUCUCUAGAAACUCAAGAGCCACUGUGGUCUCCAGAAGAAAUGAAUCAGGAGACAACGAAACCUCUAGACAAGGAAAUUCAAGAACCACUGGAGUCUGUGGAAGACGGCCGGGAGACACAGAGGCCUCUAGAAAAGGAGGCUUGGGAAUCACUGGGCCGUGUGGGCAAGUGGAACCUAGAGAAUCGGGGGCCUCCAGAAGAGCUGGGUCAGGAAAGUCAAAGGUCCCCGACUGAGGAAGAGACCCCCGCACAGACGGGGGACCCAGAGCCGCUGAGGUCUCUGAAAGAGGCAGGACAGCAGUCGCCAUGGAGUGCCCACCAGCAGGGGUGGGACGACGCGCUGGGGGGUGGAGAACGGGAUCAGGAUUCGCCCCCUGGCAGGGCAGCGGCAGGCCAGGAAGCUGAGGCAAAGCCUGUCGUGAGGGAGUCGGGUGGCUUCAUGGGGAAGGAGGAGCCUGAGGGAUGUGGACAGCUGUGGCUGGCGGCCGCAGGGGAGGCCCGGAGUGCUGGCGAGGGGCAUCCGGGGAGCCCGGAGCCCCAAGAGCAGAGAGCGCCAGUUGAGGGAGCCAGUGGGGAGGGAGGCACUGAGGGCUUCCUGGACCCCGAAGGGCCACCAGAGCAAGUCUGGGCACCAGGCAUCCAACCUGCCCAGGGAGUGUCUGAGGCGAGAGAGCUGGUGUUGGAAGGUGGACAUGAGUCCCCCGGGGGGGACCAGGCUUCCCCAGAGGUCACUUUGGGGUUAGGGACAGCUGCGGGCGAGUCUGCCGCGGGAAGCUGGCAGGGACCAGAGUGGGAGGUGGGGGGGCUGGAGGACCCAGGCUGCCCGGCCAGAGAGGAGGGGACGACACCACCCACAGGCAAGGAGGGUUUGGAGGGAGAGAGGAGGCAGGGCUCGGAACGGUCCAGAGAGGACCCAGAGGAGGCAGCUGCUCUGGACCCAGAGCUUUCCACCCUGUCCAGGAGGAGCGUGGACCCCCUGGAACCUUCCAGGGGCCGGGAAGAGGCAGAGCUGGAGGCCCCCUGGGGAGCAGAGUCCGGGCUCCCCGCCGAGACCGAGGGCCCUUCUCACACGGGAAGCAGUAGGGGUGCCCCUCAGCCCGGGCCCCUGGUGUUGGAGGAAGCAGGAGAGGCAGAGCUAGUGCUGGGGCCCACUGAGCCCCGGGCGCCCACCCCUAUCCCUGGAGAUGCCCCUGGGCUCCAACUCCUGGCUGAGGGGAGCCGGGAGGCUGACUUGGGGCUGGAGGGCAGAGCGGAGGCUCUGGGAGGGGUGGAGGGGGAGCAGGAGGGCUUGGAUUCUGAGGGCAGCGCUGAGGAUCUCCAGGAGGGGGAGGAGAACAGAGAAGACAGCGAGGCUGACGAACUUGGGGAAACUCUUCCAGACUCCACUCCCCUGGGCCUCUAUCUCCAGUCCCAGGCCUCCCCCAGGUGGGAUCCGGUUGGAGAGCCGAGGCCCUCCCCGCAAGGGGAGGCCAGAAAGGAAGGCUGGGGUCCUUCUGUCCCGGCCUCUGAGGGCUGUGGGGCCCAGCGAGGGGGCGAGGAGGAGGAGGAUGAGGACGAGAACAAGGAGGAGGAGGAGGAAUGCGGUCAGGAAUCUGACUUGUCGGAGGAGUUUGAGGACUUGGAGACUGAGGCUUCUCGCCUUCCCGGGGUCCCCAGGGAGGCUGUGGAACCUCUGGGCCGAGCUCCUGAGCCUGCAGCCUGGGCCCGGGAGGGCGAGUCUGAUGGGUUUGCGGAUGAGGAAGAGAGUGGGGAGGAGGGAGAGGAAGACAAAGAGGAAGAGGAUGGGGGGGAGCCAGGGGCUGGCCGGUGGGGUCCAGGGUCCUCUGUCGGCCCCCUCCCGGCCCUGAGUGGCCCUCAGAGAGGGAGCUUCCCGGGGUUUGAGACCACAGAUGCCACCGUCCCCUGGGAUGAUGGCAUGAGGGACUCGGCAGCUGAUGUCCGGAGAACCACCCUGGACACUGAGUCCCAGGACAGCUCGGAGCCCUUGGGCUUGGACGGGGAGUCUGGCCCUGUUUCCCUGGAGAGGGAGGACCAGGUCCCCGACCCUCUGGGAACACUCGGUGGGGUGGGGAACAGCCUGGGUGUCCAUGGCCAGGGCCCCAGCCUGAAGGAGGAGUUAGAGCGUGUGAGUGGGGGGGUGGUAAACGGGCUGAAGCAGUCUGAGGGAGGAGGGCAGGGGAAACUGGGGGGCCCCGAGGGGGACCCAGGCAGCCCCUUGGAGGAGCAGGACAAUGAGGGGGGUGCCCUGAAGUCCCCUUGGGCAGGACCUCCUCUUCACCUGGGCGUGGGCCAGUUCCUGAAGUUCACACCGAGGGAUGAUGUCGACUCCUGGUCCUCAGGGGAGGACUAGAGAGAGCUCCUCGCUCGCUGAGGACUCGGGGGGUGUGUGCGUGUUGGGGGGGUCCCUAAGUCCCCUCCCUGCUCAGAGGCAGCACUCCUUAAGUUAUGAUCCCUCAACCCGUGGCUUCUGUCCCAGAGGCCUGGCCGGCCAGGGUGAAGCAGGGGUGAGUCCUGAGGACAGAGGCCCCGGCAUGCACCCCAGCCCGCAGACCCUGCCAUCCCAGGAGGCUCCAGCCGGCUGAACCACCGUAGGACUAGGCCCCUUUCCUCCCACACCCCUUCUCCCCUCCUGUCCUCUGGGAAGGGCUCCCCCCAGGGGAGGGGGCUGUG